UCAACUAUUCUGAAGCACAAAACAUUGCAUACCACUGUAGAUAUGGACAAAGAAGAAAGGAAGACUAUCAACCAAGGUCAAGAAGAUGAAAUGGAAGUUUUUGGCUAUAAUCUGAGUCGCUGGAAGCUUGCGUUAGUUUCUCUAGGAGUGGUCUGCACUGGGGGCUUCCUCCUGCUCCUCCUCUAUUGGAUGCCAGAGUGGCGGGUGAAAGCGACUUGCAUUAGGGCUGCAGUUAAGGACUGUGAAGUGGUGCUGCUGAGGACUACUGAUGAAUUCAGAAUGUGGUUUUGUGCAAAAAUUCGCUUUCUUUCUCCGGAUACUCAUUCAUUUUUAAGUCCAAAAUCUCUAGCUAAUAAAGUUUCCAAUGGCCAUUUGAUUGAGAAUCCAGCUGAAGAGAUCCACCACGAGAUGAGCAAAUACCCACAGACUCGUUCACAACAGAUUCGUUAUUUCAGCCACCAUAGUGUAAAGUAUUUCUGGAAUGAUACCCUGCACAAUUUUGAUUUCUUAAAGGGACUGGAUGAAGGUGUUUCUUGUACGUCAAUUUAUGAAAAGCAUAGUGCAGGACUGACAAAGGGGAUGCAUGCCUACAGAAAGUUGCUUUAUGGAAUAAAUGAAAUUACUGUGAAAGUGCCUUCUGUUUUUAAGCUUCUAAUUAAGGAGGUUCUCAAUCCAUUCUAUGUUUUCCAGCUGUUCAGUGUUAUUCUGUGGUGCACUGAUGAAUACUAUUACUAUGCUUUCGCUAUUGUGAUUAUGUCGAUAGUGUCGAUUGUGAGCUCGCUGUAUUCCAUCAGAAAGCAAUAUGUUACGUUGCACGAUAUGGUGGCAGCUCACAGUACUGUGAGAGUUUCAGUUUGCAGAGUAAAUGAAGAAAUAGAAGAGACCUUUUCGACAGAGCUUGUGCCGGGAGAUAUCAUUGUGAUUCCACUAAACGGGACAGUCAUGCCAUGUGAUGCGGUACUUAUUAAUGGUACUUGCAUUGUAAACGAAAGCAUGUUAACAGGAGAAAGUGUUCCAGUGACAAAGACCAACUUGCCAAACCCUUCAGUGGACAUAAAAGGGAUGGAAAACGAGGUAUAUAGUCCCGAGACCCAUAAACGACACACUCUGUUUUGUGGGACUACUGUCAUCCAGACUCGUUUCUACACUGGAGAGCUCGUCAAAGCCAUAGUCGUUAGAACAGGGUUUAGUACUUCCAAAGGACAGCUUGUUCGCUCCAUACUGUAUCCCAAGCCAACUGACUUUAAACUCUACCGAGAUGCCUACCUGUUUCUGCUGUGUCUUGUGGCAGUGGCUGGAAUUGGAUUUAUCUACACUAUUAUCACUAGCAUUUUAAAUCAGGUCGAAGUUGGUGAGAUAAUUAUCAAGUCUCUUGAUAUCAUUACAAUUACUGUGCCCCCUGCACUCCCUGCGGCAAUGACUGCUGGUAUUGUGUAUGCCCAAAGAAGACUGAAAAAAAUCGGUAUUUUCUGUAUCAGUCCCCAGAGGAUAAACAUCUGUGGACAGCUGAAUCUUAUUUGCUUUGACAAGACUGGAACUCUUACUGAAGAUGGUUUAGAUCUUUGGGGCAUUCAACGAGUGGAAAAUACACAUUUUCUUUUGCCUGAAGAAAAUGUGUGUAACGAGAUGUUGGUGAAAUCCCAGUUUGUUGCUUGUAUGGCUACCUGUCACUCACUUACAAAAAUUGAAGGAGUGCUUUCUGGUGAUCCACUUGAUUUGAAAAUGUUUGAAGCCAUCGGAUGGAUUCUGGAAGAAGCCACUGAAGAGGAAACAGCACUUCAUAAUCGAAUUAUGCCCACUGUGGUUCGUCCUCCCAAACAACUGCUUCCUGAAUCCGCACCUGCAGCUGACCAAGAUAUGGAGCUGUUUGAACUUCCAGCCAUUUAUGAGAUAGGAAUUGUUCGCCAGUUCCCGUUUUCUUCUGCUUUGCAACGCAUGAGUGUGGUUGCAAGGCUGCUGGGGGAUAAGAAGAUGGACGCCUACAUGAAAGGAGCACCUGAGGUCAUUGCCAGUCUCUGUAAACCUGAGACAGUUCCUGUUGAUUUUGAAAAAGUGUUAGAAGAUUACACCAAACAGGGCUUCCGUGUGAUUGCUCUCGCUCACCGAAAAUUGGAGUCAAAGUUGACAUGGCAUAAAGUACAGAACGUUAGCAGAGAUACCAUUGAAAACAACAUGGAUUUUAUGGGAUUAAUAAUAAUGCAGAACAAAUUAAAGCAAGAAACCCCUGCAGUACUUGAAGACUUGCAUAAAGCCAACAUUCGUACUGUCAUGGUCACAGGUGACAACAUGUUGACUGCUGUUUCUGUGGCCAGAGACUGUGGAAUGAUUCUACCUCAGGAUAAAGUUAUUAUUGCUGAAGGAUUACCUCCAAAGGAUGGGAAAGUUGCCAAGAUAAAUUGGCAUUAUGCAGACACGCUAACACAGUGCAGUAAUUCAUCAGCAAUUGAUUCGGAGGCUAUUCCAAUUAAAUUGGCCCAUGAUAGCUUAGAGGACCUCCAGGUGACUCGCUACCAUUUUGCAAUGGAUGGGAAAUCAUUUUCAGUGAUACUGGAGCAUUUUCAAGAUCUGGUUCCUAAGCUGAUGUUGCAUGGCACCGUGUUUGCUCGUAUGGCACCUGAUCAGAAGACACAGCUGGUGGAAGCAUUACAGAAUGUAGAUUACUAUGUAGGGAUGUGUGGUGAUGGUGCAAAUGAUUGUGGUGCUUUAAAGAGGGCGCACGGAGGCAUCUCCCUAUCUGAGCUUGAGGCUUCAGUGGCAUCUCCAUUUACCUCUAGGACUCCUAGUAUUUCCUGUGUGCCAAACCUAAUCAGGGAAGGCCGGGCUGCUUUAAUGACUUCCUUCUGUGUAUUUAAAUUUAUGGCUUUGUACAGCAUUAUCCAGUACUUCAGUGUUACUCUCCUGUAUUCUAUAUUAAGUAACCUUGGAGACUUCCAGUUUCUCUUCAUUGAUUUGGCAAUCAUUUUGGUGGUAGUUUUUACAAUGAGUUUAAAUCCAGCCUGGAAGGAACUGGUAGCACAGAAACCACCUUCUGGUCUCAUAUCUGGGACCCUUCUCUUAUCAGUUUUGUCUCAAAUCAUUAUCUGCAUUGGAUUUCAAUCCUUGGGGUUCUUUUGGGUGAAGCAGCAAUGGUGGUAUAAAUUGUGGCGUCCACAGUCAGAUGCCUGUGAUACAUCAAGAACUCUGUCUUGGAACUCCUCACAUUUUUACAAUGAAACUAAACCUGAUGAACAUAAUAUACAAAAUUUUGAAAAUACCACAGUGUUUUUUAUCUCUAGUUUUCAAUACCUCAUAGUGGCUAUUUCCUUUUCAAAAGGAAAACCCUUCAGACAGCCUUGCUACAAGAAUUACUUUUUUGUUGUGUCUGUGAUUGUUUUGUACGUUUUCAUGUUAUUCAUUAUGUUGCAUCCAGUUGCCUCAGUUGACCAGGUUCUUCAGAUAGUGUGUGUACCAGAAGCGUGGCGUAAAAGGAUGCUUAUCAUUGUUCUUGUCAAUGCCCUUGUGUCUCUUGUGACAGAGAACUUCUUCCUUGACAUGGUCCUUUGGAAAGUUGUGUUCAGUCGAGACAAACAAGGAGAAUAUCGCUUCACCACCACACAGCCACCACAGGUAGGGAACAAUGAAAUUAGAUAUUAUAAGCGGGAGUCAGUGGAUCGUUGGGGGAGGUGUUGCCUGUCCUGGUUCCUGAGCUGUAAAAAGAAGAUACCAAAGGCAAAGUACAUGUACUUGGCGCAGGAGCUCUUGGUGGACCCAGAAUGGCCACCCAAGCCACAGACAACCACAGAAGCUAAGGCUUUACUGAGGGAGAACGGGUCGUGUCAGAUCACUCUCACACUGCAGUGACGUGGCCGCGCUCUUUGUGGUGUGCUCAGCGCAGUGUUCAAGGAAACAGGCUUCCAGGAUCUUGUGUGUCAAGAGUGAGGCCAGUUCAUUCGAGCCCCCUCGUGCUCUUUAGGUUACAACCGUUGAUUUUAGAGCCUUGUUCAUUCGUUUGCUUUAAACAAAACAAAAGGUACUGGCUUGUCAGUCAAUCCAUCUGUGAAGUCUUGUGAUCGCCAACUUCAAAUAGUGUACGCAUUUUCAGAUCUUUUCUUGAUUGCUAUCUUCAAUGUUUAGUAGGUUUUUCAGGAUUGACUGUCUCCUUUAAAUGUAUUUUUAUAGUCCAUCUUGGUAGAAAAAGUCAUUGUCUACACACAGGUCCUAGCUGUGUGAUUAAUAAAAAGAAAUGGUAGUUAUUGAGUCUCUAGUGAAAACAAGUCACAACCUUGCAUUCAUCUGAUUCCAAUAUUUUUUUCCAAAUAAUUUGUAUAAUGCUCUUCCUUUUGAUAGCCCAGAGUUAGGAGUGAGAUUAUAUGAUAUUGCUGAUAGAACAACUCAGGUAAUUUCCACUUAGGACGCUUUUAUAUUUUCUGUACAAACUACCUGGGUUUUAUUUUUCUAAUCAGCAAGGUGCUUCACUGCCUUCGUGUGAUGUCUGUCAAAGCUAUUAAAUGGAUCGUGUGCUGUACGUGGUAUCAGUUGUUAAAGUCGCUUCAGUUCAAUGAUGUAGACCUUUUUCAUGAGGUGAAGAAGAUUCCCUUCCUUUGCCCAGUACAUGUAAAUCUCUCAUUCUAAUAGCUUCAUAUCUGGGUAGGAUUUUUGUUUCGUUUUCCUUUUUUAUGCUUUAUAUUAUUUUAAAUGUUAUUUUCUUUGCUACUUUGACCUUUUUAAUUAUUUAAAGACAUAGGAUAAUAGUUAGGGUCUUGUAUUUAAAUUCUUAGCAUCUCCUCCAAGAUUUUCUAAGUUGGCUCUAUGUCUUUCCUGAGUAAUGGAAUUGAAAAGGGGGAGAAUGAGCUGGUUUGAAUGACUGCUGAUUGUUUUCAAUGCACUGUGUGCGUGGUGGCCAUUUGUUUUAUGUCAUUAGGUGGCGCCAAAUGCCAGAUUUUACCUAUUUGAAAUCAGAUAAUCUAUUUACAAAGAAACACAUUUGUGGCAAUUUUGGAGGAGAAAAACAAAAGCAUGAAGGAAUAAAAAAAAAAUCCAACAAUAAAUACGCAUUGAGCCAAAAGAAACGUGGAAAACCUUUUUUUUCCCCACCUUUCUCUGUGGUCAAUGUUUAAGAUAGAAACAAUACUAAAGUCUCUUGAAAAGUUUGUUUUCUAGGUAGGUUUCCAGCAGUGGGACCAAGCCCUACAGGGAUGAUAAACCCAGAGAACUAAUCCUGCUGCAAAAUGGAAUCUCUUGUUCUCCUGUGUGCUUCCUAAACCAGUAGCAAACCUGUGCUUCCCACUUCUGGCUGAUCAUUAUUUCCUUGAUAGACAGAAAUAAUUUAUCAGAUAUCAUCCAGAACAGUAGAGCCAAAUGGCUUUCCUUUAUGCUGCAGAGACUUGGAUGAUGCUUGGUAACUAUAGGAAAUGUAGGUUACACUCAGGAUCACUGUUCUUGCUGUCACCAGUGAUGAUUCUCACAAACUGUAAUCGAAGUUUUCCAUUAAAAAGUAUAUAAUACAUUAGAUUACAGAAUGAUUUUUCCAUGAAUGAUUCUAUAAAGCUAUGCAUCUUAGACCUUUUGAGCUGUGAAUUAGCACCGUUUUCUAGAGUUACUUAAUCUCUUGAUAGUUUUAUAAUUUCCAUAUUUUUCAGUAUGUCCAAGUGUUCUUGUUUAGCCAUUUCCCACAAUUGUGCUUUUAAUCCUUUGUUUUAAAUAUUGAGGCAUAGACUUAAAGUAAUUGCUAAGUAGCAGCUUAAAAAUCCAGUUAUCAAAUUGUGCUUAACGCCUCCAAGAGCAUGUUCAUAAAUAACUAUUUUUGAAGUGUUCUUCCCCACCCCCCUAUUUUUAAACAUGUAGAGUUUAUAUGGGUUUUAUAUUUCAGAUGUCCGUAUUGUUUUCAAAGGAGUGAGAUUUUUUGGUAAUUGGAAGAGCGUUUGUAGGACGUUAGUUUUGAACAUAGAUGGGCGGCCGGUUGCUGACGCCGUGAUGGGUGGCUGUCUGAAGACUGGGAGUGCAGGUGUGGGUCCUUCACAGUGCCAUGGAGGGAUGGGGUCUUCUCUGUGUAGGUCUCCAGUACAUAGUAAUUUUGAUUCUUACGUUAACAUUAAAUUAUUUGAGUGUAUACAGACCUAAAUUUAAAAAUCUGUACAUAUAUUAUUUUGAUGUAUUAAGAUUAAUAAAUAUUACGGAUUUAAAUUUUAUUUAUGCACAUAAGGACAGAAAUGUCUGAGGAAGUAAUUGUUAAAUAAUGAUAUGUAACUUUUUAAAUAAAUAACAAGAUUUUUAAUGUGUGUCUCCCUCAGGGUUGUUUAAAGUUUUUCUUUUCCCCUCCUCCCUCAAAUAUAAAUAGUGGUAUUAUAUGUUUCGUAUCUAUGGCACCAACUGCUGUAAAGCAAUGCUGCAGAUAAUGCUUGAAUGAAAGUGGCUAAGCCAACAGCAACAACAAAAGAAUCCUUUUUUUAUAUUAGUUUUAUAAUCCUCAGAUUUGAAAGCUUUCCAAAUUGCACUUGCAUUUAAAUAAAACUGCCGCAGCCUGUACUAUUUAUUUUGUUUAUGUUCAUUGAAGUGCUGCACAGUUUCUGAAGCAUGAUAAAUAAUAUAUCAAUACAUUUAUGGAGUCUGUUUCAAAAACAGCUGUCGUUAAAACAUCCAGAAAAGAGUACAAUUCAAGCUUUAGGAAACAUUCUUAAGAUUCCAUGCAUGUAAUUUUGACAUAUCUGGAAGUAAGUCUUUUGGUUUUUGCUUUGUUUUGUAUAUAUAUGGGGGAGGUGGUUGGGAUUUUUAAAAAUAUAUCUGUAUAAAUGGGGUGUUAAUUUUGUAUAGUCUUGUGAGCAUUUACACCUAUUUUUAAUGUAUUAAAAUUUGGUAAUUAUGUACACAUUAAAUGAAUAAAACAGCUACUUCCUGUUAUGAUUUGUGAAUUCCCUAAGACCUUGGGGUUUUUUAAGUAACUUUAUAUCAGAAAUGCUACAGCAUCUUUAUAUUUUUAAAAGUGUAUUGCUGCUCAAGAAUGGUACCCUGUUGUCAAAAAAGGCACACAUUCAUAAUUGUACAUUCAAAACUGUAAAUAACCUUAUGAAAUCUUUUUUGAUUGAAGCUAUUCAAAAUAAAAAUUAUAAUGAAUGAAAUAACA
Echinops telfairi (small Madagascar hedgehog) is the source of this 7099-nucleotide messenger RNA. RefSeq names its product ATPase 13A3 (gene ATP13A3). Bases 43 to 3840 code for a protein of 1265 amino acids. Gene Ontology annotation, cellular component: late endosome membrane. Gene Ontology annotation, molecular function: ATP binding; ATP hydrolysis activity; P-type ion transporter activity. The transcript is spliced from 33 exons. NCBI's taxonomy places the organism in Eukaryota, Metazoa, Chordata, Mammalia, Afrosoricida, Tenrecidae. Gene Ontology annotation, biological process: polyamine transmembrane transport; intracellular calcium ion homeostasis. The record is from RefSeq and is a predicted model, not a curated record.